Molecule: messenger RNA, 3355 nt
Organism: Nilaparvata lugens (brown planthopper)
Lineage: Eukaryota; Metazoa; Arthropoda; Insecta; Hemiptera; Delphacidae
Product: beta-ureidopropionase
Exons: 9
Coding region: 647-1807 (386 amino acids)
Molecular function (GO): beta-ureidopropionase activity
Source: RefSeq, a predicted model, not a curated record
UUUUAUAAUUAAAAACAAUAAAAAAUUAGCCUAUUAGAAUGUAGAAUGUAUUUACGUUGCAGAUUUUUUAGAUACUACACUUGUAGGCCUUGACUGAUUCACAGUUGAUUUUUUUUCAGAAAUAUCGAUAGCCGAACUCCACUUGACUCAAAGUCGACAUUUUCUGUCGAUGUUAAUUUUCUACGCAACACUUUGUUUACAUUGUUCUAACCUCUUUUCAAGAAAAUAUAUACCGUUAUAUUAUCAAUAAUAAAUAUAUUAUCUUCAACUCCAAAGUUUAGAUAUUCAACAAAAAUAUAUGGUACAUAAUUUCAGCACCUAUUUUUAGUCAAAUUGGUAUAUUUGUGGAAUAGCUUGUACUUCUGACAGUUCAAGUCAGACAAGUUCAAGUUUUAGUUGAAUAGUGGAGACUGUAUAGUUUUUAUACUAAUAGGAGUAAUUGACAUUUUAUUAUCUCUGCUCAUUCUUCAUAAUAAUCAGUUUUUAUUGCUCUCAUGACGUCAUCUUAUUGAACUUGGUCUUGUAAAUUUCUUGACAUUCUUACUCUGAUAAAAAGCCAUAGCCUACUCUUUCUCCUUCCACCGAGUUUGUAGAUAAGGCGUUAUAACUUAUUUUAAUUUGUUAUUUUAGUAGGUAACACUCUGAAAUGGCUGGUCAUAGUGAUUUGACUAACAUCGAAGAUGUACUCGACGCUUACAUACCAAAAGAGCAGUUAAAGGAGGUGAAAAGAGUUCUUUUUGGCAAUUCUACAAGUGCAGCAUCAAGUGAAUAUAUAUCACAGGAAACUAAAGAAAUAGCUUCCAAAAAUGGGUUUGAAGUAAAGAAUUGGACAUUUUCAGCUAAACCAGAAGAACUACGUUUACCAAGAAUAGUGCGAGUGGGCCUCAUCCAAAACUCCAUCUGUCUGCCUACAACUGAGUCGGUUGAAAAGCAAAGGAAUGCAAUUUUCUCUAAAAUCAAGGAAAUGAUAAUCGCUGCUAGUCAUUCGGGAGUGAACAUUGUCUGCUUGCAGGAGGCUUGGACUAUGCCAUUCGCCUUCUGUACCAGGGAAAAACUGCCUUGGAACGAAUUUGCAGAAUCAGCUGAAAAUGGACCCGCUACGAAAUUCCUUCAAGAGCUCAGUCGAAUGUACAACAUUGUGAUAAUUUCGCCAAUAUUGGAGCGAGACGAAACAACCGAAAUUAUCUGGAAUACGGCAGUUGUGAUCGACGAGAAUGGCAGAGUUUUGGGCAAACAUAGAAAGAACCACAUUCCACGUGUCGGAGAUUUCAACGAAUCUACAUAUUAUUCUGAAGGAAAUACUGGGCAUCCUGUAUUCAAGACCACAUUUGGACGCAUAGCAAUUAAUAUUUGCUACGGACGUCAUCAUCCAUUAAACUGGUUGAUGUUUGGAUUGAAUGGAGCCGAGAUUGUAUUCAACCCUUCAGCCACGGUUGGUGCUCUCAGUGAACCGUUGUGGGGAAUCGAGGCGCGAAACGCGGCCAUUGCCAACGGAUAUUUCACAUGUGCCAUCAACAGAGUGGGCACUGAGACGUUUCCCAACGAAUUCACAUCAGCUGAUGGCAAACCGGCACACAAAGAUUUCGGACACUUCUACGGGUCCAGUUACGUCGCUGCUCCAGAUGGCUCCAGAAGCCCAAGUUUAUCCAGAGUUCAAGAUGGUCUACUGUUGGCUGACAUGGAUCUGAAUCUUUGCAGGCAAAUAAAGGAUUUCUGGGGAUUCCAGAUGACCUCUAGACUCCCCUUGUAUGCUGACUCUCUGUCUAAGGUUAUAGACAAUAACUAUAAACAGCAAAUAAUCGAGUGAAUUAAUCAAUAGAACAUUAUAUUACGGUAAACUCUAAAUCAUUGAAUAUAUUAUGCACAUAUGAUUUCUCAAUAAAUAUAAUACGGUAUAUAUUAUAUUCUUUAUCAUAAAAUAUAGCAUUAGUUUUGCUAAUCGUCUAUUAUCUAUCAAAUACAUAUUUUUUACAAUCAAUUUUAAUAAAAUGAAUUACUGAAAUAUUAUUUUAGAUAUUAAUGAAUAUUAUACAUAAGAUUAUUCAAUAUAUAUCUUGACUAUAUAUAUACAUACAAAAUACUAUAUAUUGUACAUUUACCAAAUAAAUUAAGUAGUUUCAUAGCCAUUUCUAGUUGAAUAAGCGAUGGCUGUGGUUAUAGCCAUGCAACUAUAAACUAUUGUUAUUGUGUUUAGAAAUUGUGAGUUGAAUAAUUUGCAACAUGAUUAUAUUAAAAUCUUUAUUGGUGAAUAAAGAAAUUACCAGAAUACAUCAUUGUUCAUUUUUCACAGUCUUUGCUUUUUAUUAUCUAAUCAAUAUUGUACUGUACAUUGCGAGAGUCUGUAGAAGUUUUAUUCACAAUAGAAAUGCCGUUGAUUAGAUUAUAUACACCUUUCCUAAAAACAUGACAUAUUUCACUCGUAUAAACUAGAUAUUUUAGGUAAUCUCAUUUGUUAAUAUCACGAUGGCACGUAAGAUGACAGUAUAAAUAGAGGUAAAAUGUAUAAUUUUCCAUAAAUAUUGCAAUUGAAAUAUCAAUUAGAGGUAAAAUUUACAAUUUUCUAUAAAUAUUGCAAUGGCGAUGUUAUUUAUUUCGCUAUUUUCAAUAUAAAAGCUACAAGUAUUGAUACAUCAGAAUAACUGUAAAUAGAUUAUAUCAAGUACAACAGAGACAUUUCUUAUAUUGCCGUUCAAUGGUGAUUCAAAAUCGAUAAAAUAAUUAUUGUACUCGCAAAUACAGUUAUGGAAAUCUUAUCUAAACUAUGCUAUGCAUUCGUUUUAUUGCCAAUAUUUCAUGUUGUAACUUCAGUUACAUGCUAUUAGAGAUACCGUACUUCUAAAAGUAAAAAAACUCUGGUUAGAGUUAUUCAUUAUUACAAUGUUUUACGUAUAAAAACGAACAAAAUUUUGAUUAGCUGAUGGCGAUAAUGAGGUACAGUACUAUUAAGUGCUUUUUCAUGAGAAAAAAUAAGUUUUAAGAAAUCAGUUUUAAUUCAAAUAAACUAUGUUUAACGUAUGAACUGGAACAUAUUUAAAAGCAAUUGAAAAGUUAAUUCAGAUUGGUAAUCACUAAAAUAAAAAUUAUCAAAUAACAGUGGAAGAACAUAGAUGUAGGUUAUACUGAACAAACCUUAAAUAUUCACUCAUAACUUCUGAGUGUCCAAGUAACUUUUUUUAUUUCUUCUAUUGAUAAAACGUCCUCAAUCAGACAACCUACCUAAUCGGAGGGUGAGAAUUAUUCGCUUCAUGCAUUCCAAAGCUAAGAUGCUAUUGUGGAAUUUGGUGUGGAGCAACAUUAAUAAAAGAAUAGAAUGAAAACAAUUCAAGAACCAAUGUUGGUAAUCUACUACAUUAAG